Lemur catta (Ring-tailed lemur) is the source of this 1079-nucleotide messenger RNA. It is a transcript of the gene PPIL6, whose product is annotated as peptidylprolyl isomerase like 6. Lineage: Eukaryota; Metazoa; Chordata; Mammalia; Primates; Lemuridae. Gene Ontology annotation, biological process: protein peptidyl-prolyl isomerization. The transcript is spliced from 8 exons. Bases 48 to 983 code for a protein of 311 amino acids. Gene Ontology annotation, molecular function: peptidyl-prolyl cis-trans isomerase activity. The record is from RefSeq and is a predicted model, not a curated record.
UUGGCGGCGCGCAGUGUUUGUGCUCCGCGGCAUCCCCGAGCGCCGCCAUGGCGAGCCCGGCGCCGCGCCGGCCCAGGCCUGCCCAGUGCGAGUCGGGGUCUCCGCCCGAGCAGCCGCUGCAGGUGAAGGUGGUGGGGCUCUUCAAAAGCUCCAGCUUUCAGAUGGCGAAGAGUACAGCUGAGAGUCUGAAGCAUAAUCAUCCAUCCAAAUUUGAAGAUCCUAUAAUAGUUCCUCUUCAAGAAUUUGCCUGGGAUCAAUAUCUACUGGAGAAAAAAAGGGAACUCAAGAACGAAACAUGGGAAUAUUCUUCCUACGUGAUAUGUUUUGUUAACGAUCAGUUCCUGGGUGAUGCAUCUGACAUGCAGAAAUGGGCCCACAAAGUGUGGGACGAAGUUGAUUUUAAACCCUCUGCUCUUUAUGAGGCGCUCACUCUGGAUUAUUCUGCUAAAUUCUUAAGAGACACCAAGCAUGAUUUUGUGUUCUUGGACAUUGCUAUUAAUUUUUCUCCAGUUGGAAGAUUGAUUUUUGAGCUGUACUGUGAUGUAUGUCCCAGAACAUGUAAAAAUUUUCAGGUCUUGUGUACAGGAAAAGAAGGGUUUUCUCAAAGUGGCGUAAGGCUACAUUACAAAGGUACAGUUAUUCAUCGAGUAGUACGGAAUGGUUGGAUACAAGGGGGAGAUAUAGUACAUGGAAAAGGAGAUAAUGGAGAGUCGAUUUAUGGACCAAUAUUUGAAGAUGAAAACUUUUCAGUUCUUCAUAAUAAAAGGGGAGUUCUUGGAAUGGCCAACAGAGGCCGCCACAGCAAUGGAUCACAAUUCUAUAUCACACUACAAGCAGCUCCCUGUCUAGAUAGAAAAUAUGUGGCUUUUGGGCAAUUGGUUGAAGGAACAGAAGUUCUUAAACAACUAGAAUUAGUUCCAACAGAGAAUGAAAGACCAAUACAUACAUGUUUAAUUACUGACAGUGGAGAUAUUUAUGCUUGAUUUUCAUACCAAUAUUUUCUGUGAUAAUUUAUUACUUUCUAUCUGAUCAGCUAUUUCUAGAUUUAAAACAGUGCUUGAUAAUUUGUAAUUUGAAAA